AUGGCAAAUUUUUUUGAAAAGCUUUUUAAUUUCGGUUCGAAAAAUAAAAAUAAUCAACAAAAUGAACAAAAUGUUUCACAAAUAGAAGAUACUGGAAUAUAUGGACAAAAUUAUGUCACAAGAUACAAAGCUACGCGAGAAUGUUUGGACCUUACCCCAUCUUCUACUGGAAAUGUAACAUCGGUUUCCACGCAUAAUAAAAAUAAUACGAGAUCAAAGGAACAAUCAUUGUAUGCGCCAGAUAAGUUAUCUCAUGAAAUCACAAAUCUUCAUGAAACAUUAAAAGCAAAAGAUAACGAAAUAGGAGCAAAAAAUAACGAAAUAGAAGCAAAAAAUAACGAAAUAGAAGCAAAAAAUAACGAAAUAGAAGCAAAAAAUAACGAAAUAGAAGCAAAAAAUAAUGAAAUAGAAGCAAAAAAUAAUGAAAUAUCAGGGCUUCGUAGAGAUAUUGAAGAUUUGAAAAAUGAGGCAUCAAGACAUCAAUCCGCCUUGGGAAGAGCAACAAAUUUUCGACUGAGUGAUGAUGAUCGUAACAAUUCGGUUCAGCUUAGAGAAGACAUUACAUCUCUGCAACAAACUUUAAAAGAUUUCUGCAUUGUUAAACCUAAUAUAAAUAUUAAUAAGAAGGAGGCAACGAAUCUUUUGCGACGAUACGGAUGUACUAAAUUCAUAGAUGAUGAACACUUUAAGUCACUUCUCAAAGCUGCACUUCAGCGAUUUGUUCUUGAAACGAUCUUAGAUUCAACUAGCAAAUAUUUUGAAGAAAGAUUACCCGAUGAAAAUACAGAAGAGAGAUCACUCGAAACUCGUAUUGUAUUUGAAACAAAGAAUUUACUAGAUAAAAUGAAACAUUUUGCUAAGUUCAGGGAAGGAGAUGAUGAUGUUACCAGAGCAUUGCCUAUUAAACUCCGCCAGCAAAUCUAUGCGGUUCUUGGAAACCGCGGAUUUUCCAAAGUUAUAUCGAAAGAUACUGUAGAACACCCGUUCAUUAAUGAAACGCAAGAACAACUUAUUAGAAAGAUUAACAGUAUUCGAACAAUAAAUGAUCCUAACAAAAUAACCAAAUUAAAUAAUAUGGCAGCAAAUAUUGUUCGAGAUGUUAUUAGAAUUUUCUUUUUCCGACUAAAAGUUCAAGAACCUGAAGCUGAUUCACCUCAUUGGUUUGAGUACAAUGAUCAAGUGGAUCCAGAAUUAAUGCAAGGAACAUUUGAACAUGAUUGCCAAGAUGUGGUACAGAUUUGUUCAUUCCCGUUAAUAGGUAUUGACUUGAAAGAUGAAAAAAAGCGAAAAAUAUUUAUCCCUGCUAUG
This is a messenger RNA of Racocetra persica, 1308 nucleotides long. NCBI's taxonomy places the organism in Eukaryota, Fungi, Glomeromycota, Glomeromycetes, Diversisporales, Gigasporaceae. The record is from the annotation of a GenBank genome assembly.